AUGCUCUUGGACGCAGGACCACAGUAUCCGACCAUUGGAGUGACUACUUUCGGCUCCUCCAGACAUCACUCAACAGGCGAAGUUACAGACAGAGAAGUGGCUUUGGGGAUAAAUCCGUUCGCCGACGGCAUGGGCGCCUUCAAAAUUAACCACAGCUCUCACGAUCUUGGCUCUGGGCAAACGGCGUUUUCCUCGCAAGCACCCGGCUAUGCAGCUGCUGCCCUGGGACAUCAUCAUCACCCCACUCAUGUCAGCUCCUACUCCACCGCGGCUUUCAAUUCUACUCGGGACUUUCUUUUUCGGAAUCGGGGCUUCGGAGACGCUACCACAGCACAGCACAGUCUUUUCGCCUCAGCCGCGGGAAGUUUUGCAGGGCCACAUGGACAUUCUGAUGCCGCAGGACACCUGCUCUUCCCAGGACUGCACGAGCAAGCAGCGACGCACGCGUCCUCGAACGUAGUGAACAGCCAAAUGCGCCUGGGGUUUUCAGGGGACAUGUAUGGCAGAGCUGAGCAAUACGGUCACGUUACGAGCCCCAGGUCCGAGCAUUAUGCCUCCACUCAGUUGCAUGGCUAUGGCCCCAUGAACAUGAAUAUGGCUGCCCAUCACGGUGCUGGGGCCUUCUUUCGUUAUAUGAGACAACCGAUCAAACAAGAGCUCAUCUGCAAGUGGGUCGAACCGGAGCAACUGACAAAUCCGAAAAAGUCGUGCAACAAAACUUUCAGCACCAUGCAUGAACUGGUGACCCACAUCACAGUGGAACAUGUUGGGGGACCAGAACAAUCGAAUCACAUUUGUUUUUGGGAAGAGUGUUCGCGAGAAGGAAAGCCAUUUAAAGCCAAGUACAAACUUGUAAAUCAUAUCAGAGUGCACACCGGAGAAAAACCGUUCCCUUGCCCAUUUCCCGGCUGUGGAAAAGUAUUUGCCCGAUCGGAAAACCUUAAAAUCCACAAAAGAACACACACUGGCGAAAAACCUUUUAAGUGUGAAUUUGAUGGGUGCGACAGAAGGUUUGCAAACAGCAGUGACCGUAAGAAACACAUGCACGUCCACACGUCUGACAAGCCCUAUCUCUGCAAAAUGUGCGACAAAUCCUACACACAUCCCAGUUCCCUCCGGAAACAUAUGAAGGUUCACGAGUCAUCCAAUCAAGGAUCCCAACCGUCUCCAGCGGCCAGUUCUGGGUACGAGUCGUCUACACCUCCCACCAUCGUGUCUCCGUCGACAGAGAACCAGAGUAGCAGUUCAAUAUCGCCAGCAUCUUCGACAGUGCACCACACGACCAGUCACAGCACGCUGUCGUCAAAUUUUAAUGAAUGGUAUGUGUAA
This is a messenger RNA of Chanos chanos (milkfish), 1329 nucleotides long. RefSeq names its product zic family member 1 (odd-paired homolog, Drosophila) (gene zic1). Gene Ontology annotation, cellular component: nucleus. Gene Ontology annotation, molecular function: RNA polymerase II cis-regulatory region sequence-specific DNA binding; DNA-binding transcription factor activity, RNA polymerase II-specific. The coding region runs from base 1 to 1329 and encodes 442 amino acids. NCBI's taxonomy places the organism in Eukaryota, Metazoa, Chordata, Actinopteri, Gonorynchiformes, Chanidae. The record is from RefSeq and is a predicted model, not a curated record. Gene Ontology annotation, biological process: regulation of transcription by RNA polymerase II. The transcript is spliced from 3 exons.